Molecule: messenger RNA, 1399 nt
Organism: Hevea brasiliensis (rubber tree)
Lineage: Eukaryota; Viridiplantae; Streptophyta; Magnoliopsida; Malpighiales; Euphorbiaceae
Product: RHOMBOID-like protein 12, mitochondrial
Exons: 8
Coding region: 120-1172 (350 amino acids)
Cellular component (GO): membrane
Molecular function (GO): serine-type endopeptidase activity
Source: RefSeq, a predicted model, not a curated record
CAAAAUUGAAAUCCGUACUCUGUGCUCGAUUCAAGGCUCAAGCUGCAUGUUCUAUAAAAGCAAAGAAUUCAUUUUUAACCUAUCAAAAGCUGAAACCACAUUGCUCCAGGAAAAAAAAAAUGCAGAGGCUCGUCUCUCUCAAACACAAACUUGUCUCAUCAAAUUCCUCCAAGAAACUCGCCGUCAAUACAAGUUCUUCACUUUCACUUUCUCAUCCUUGCUACAAUGCAUUCACUUCUCUUGCCAAAACAACCCACCAUGGCUACCAGCAACAAAAUUACAUCUUUGGCUUUUCUAAGUUAAACCCAACCCACCAUUUCCAUUCACGUCAAACCCAUCAUACUCUUUCACAGAAAGUUCAUGGCUUUCUGUCAAACCCAUUGAUAUCAAAGCAGCUUAUGUCAAAUUUAUCAAAUACCCAUUUCAAGUUCUCAAGCAAAGGGCGAGCUGAAUACAAAUUUGGCAUCUUUACUGCUCGGUUUGCAAGAGGAUAUUCAGAGUUCAAUCAAGGUUCUGGUUCAUAUGGACGUAACCGGAGAUUAUGGUUCAAUCGGGUAUCAGCUGAUAACAUGGUUUUUGGCUUGGUCUGUGCCAAUGUUGCUGUCUUUAUGCUAUGGCAGAUUGUUGAUAAAAACUUUAUGGUGAAUAACUUUAUGGUUUCAUUGGAAAAUUUCAUAAGUGGACGUGUUCACACGCUGAUUACUUCUGCAUUCAGUCAUGUUGAUGCUAGGCACAUCGUAUCCAACAUGAUUGUACUUUACUUCUUUGGGACGAAAAUUGGAAGAACUUUUGGAUCAGAGUACUUGUUAAAGUUGUACCUUGCUGGGGCAGUUGGCGGUUCACUGUUUCACUUGGUAUACCAUGCCUUCAUAGCCUUAUCAUCAACAAAGGGACAAGGAAUGUCGGUGAAGGACCCUUCAGGAACUCCAGGACUGGGAGCCAGUGGGGCCAUCAAUGCUAUAAUGCUGCUGGAUAUAUUCUUGAAUCCAAGAUCCACUAUUUACUUGGAUUUUAUUAUACCAGUUCCUGCUGUCUUAUUGGGUAUCUUUUUAAUUGGGAAAGAUGUAUUGAAGAUAUUGGAGGGAAAUAGCAAUAUUUCAGUUUCAGCACACUUGGGGGGCGUUACAGUUGCGGCUAUAGCCUAUGCUCGGAUUAAGAAGGGACGUUUUUGAAUUCUUGAUACAUAAUAUCAAGUGAAAAAACUUAAAUGAGGAACAUCAUUCAAAGAACAUUAUAAAUGAAACUAGGAGGAUCUCUGUAAAUAGAAGGACUAGCAUCAGAUAUGGCAGCUCUAGCAAGAGAGUGAGCGACGAUAUUAUCUUAUCUAACGACCCAUUUCAUACUUAAAUUAUUUUAUUUAGUAAUUAAACAUUUGCAAUGUGCAAAAUAAAUUUUUUAA